GCGCUGCAGUUCCGGUCAGGUGCCGCGCGGGGGUCAGGUGACCCGGCCCGCUCCGCUCCCGCCGCGCCGCCCGGUGCCGCCGCCGCCGCCAUGACGGGGCUCGCCCUGCUCUACUCGGGGCUCGGCCUCGCCUUCUGGACCACGCUGCUUGGCGUCGGGAUCUGCUACACAAUAUUUGACCUGGGCUUCCGCUUCGAUGUGGCUUGGUUUCUGACAGAGACCUCACCUUACAUGUGGUCCAACCUGGGCAUUGGCUUGGCCAUCUCCCUGUCUGUGGUGGGAGCUGCCUGGGGGAUUUACAUCACGGGCUCUAGCAUCAUUGGUGGUGGAGUCAAAGCCCCGCGGAUCAAAACAAAGAAUCUGGUGAGGUAAGCACAGACCUGGGGUUAGUUCUUGUGCUUCACCUGAGUGGGGUAGGUCACAGCCCAGUGAAGAGGCUUC
Messenger RNA from Motacilla alba alba, 441 nucleotides. It is a transcript of the gene ATP6V0B, whose product is annotated as ATPase H+ transporting V0 subunit b. Gene Ontology annotation, biological process: proton transmembrane transport. Gene Ontology annotation, cellular component: proton-transporting two-sector ATPase complex, proton-transporting domain. The record is from RefSeq and is a predicted model, not a curated record. Lineage: Eukaryota; Metazoa; Chordata; Aves; Passeriformes; Motacillidae. Gene Ontology annotation, molecular function: proton transmembrane transporter activity. The coding region runs from base 91 to 372 and encodes 93 amino acids. The transcript has 4 exons.